UCGAACCCUGCAUUUCUCUAAGUUAAAGUGGUUAUCGAAUAUUCUACUCAAACCAGAAGGUUUCUGUAUGGAUUUUCAAGAGGUUUAUCCUGAUACAUGCUCCUCAGUAUCUAGAGCUGCACGGACAGGAAAUAUUGACCUGUUAAAGAGACUGAUCAGAUCUGGCAAACCAGUUGAUAUUAAAGAUAACAGAGGUUGGCAACCACUUCAUGAAGCCUCCUUUCAUGGAAAUACUGAAUGUCUCAGAAAUAUCUUGAAGCAUGGAGCAGAAGUGGAUUGUAAAACAUUUGAAGAACAAACUCCAUUGAUGUUAGCAUGUAAAGGGGGCCACCCAGAAUGUGUCGCUUGUCUACUAAGGUCUGGGGCAGAUCCCAACAGUGCAACCCUUGAGGACUAUACACCGCUUUGGGAAGCUUCUCUUAAGAAAAAUUUGGAGUGUGUAAAACUGUUACUGAAAGCUGGUGCUGAUGUCAAUAAACAGAACUUCACUUUAGAUACUGCAUUACAUGGAGCAGUACAAGAAAAUGAAGACAAUCUCGAUAUUGUAAAAUGUCUUGUUAGGGCAGGUGCUGAUCUGACUUUACAGAAUGAGUGUGGACUAACACCUUUGUUUAUUGCUGCACAGUUUGGGCAGAUAACUUACUUGGAAUUGUUCAUAGAAUAUGCAGCUUCUAAAGGGGAUACAUUUAAAAAAGGUUUGGUGAACAAGUGUGCAGAGGACAGUGCCACUCCUCUGUUCCUGGCAACACAGAAUGAACAUGUGAAAUGUGUGAAACUUCUACUUGACAAUGGAGCAGAUGCUGAUUUAGGUAUUGCAGGUCCUGAGAGGCCAACAGAAUUUCAAAUUCUACCACUUCAUAUGGCACUGUACAAAGGUAACAGAGAAUGUGUUGAGAUGCUUGUACCUGUUACAAAUCUGGAACAUUUUACAUGGGAAAACAACAACUACAAUCCUAUCACAUGUCUUAACUACAAUCCUGUGGCUAUUGCUGCUAGUUUGGAGUCUGAAGACUGUUUGAAAGUUCUUUUAAAGGAGCCUUUCUUCACAAGUCUCUACAGUGGAGAAGAGAAUUCAAAUUAUCUUGCUGAAAGAAAUAUCUUUAGUUUUAAUACAAAAAUAAAACCAGCAGUGCUUCUUACAAAAAAGUUUAGAUUGUUCAUAGAGAAGUGUUUUAGAUUAAACAAACUGGUUUUGCAUGAAUGCAUUGCAUCUGUGUUAGAAGAUGGCCUCGAAUAUCUGCCUGUAUUCAUAUUAAUGUUAAGGCUUGGUGCUACUGUUAACUUUCCCAGAUAUUGGCUGGACCAUGCGGCAAUGGCAAGUUGUGCUGUUGAUUAUUUCUGUGCCAUGUUAAAGUACACAGUUAGGGCAAGCAGGGGAAUCACCGAGAGUGAGAAAUUGUUCUGGUCGAAACAAGGUAGUAAUUCUGUUUCUACAAAUGCCAUACGGCAUACAGUCAUACGAAAACUACAGUGUCACUUGACUACUUGUGCUCAAACUGACAACAGGGAGAGACUGCUUAAAGAGCAAAUGGGAGAUCAAUAUAGAACUGUUGUUAGUCCAGAUGAACUGUUCAAUCUACAGAGCUUGUGUCGACGAACUGUCAUCUUACAGCUUAUAAAAUCUACAGGCUAUACAAAGAAAUCAGUUGAAGCUUUACCAUCUCCACAUCUGAUCAAAAACUUCAUUCUUAUUGAAGAUGACCUCCCAUUUUCUGAAGUAGUGUUGAGUGCUUUUGAGAGACUGGAAAGGGAAGAAAUUAAACUUGACCAACUUUUUGCUACUGUUGAUGUGUAAAAUGAAAUUAAACUUUAAUAAAUUGUA
Messenger RNA from Mercenaria mercenaria, 1822 nucleotides. Its product is annotated as ankyrin repeat and SOCS box protein 3-like. Gene Ontology annotation, molecular function: protein binding. Bases 68 to 1795 code for a protein of 575 amino acids. NCBI's taxonomy places the organism in Eukaryota, Metazoa, Mollusca, Bivalvia, Venerida, Veneridae. The transcript is spliced from 9 exons. The record is from RefSeq and is a predicted model, not a curated record.